CCUGCGCCCCUGCGGUCACCCAACGUUGGAACCCGGUGCAGCUGACCAGUGGGGCAGCGUCUGCGGGUGGCCCACCUGCCGGUGGGUGCCGCGGGAUGCUGCUUGGUCUGGAGCUCGCCCGAGCGGGAAGGAGAACGGGCGGGAUGAUCGAUAGACCGAGUCCUAGACCAAAUAGGCCACUCCGCCUCUUCUUUGGAUUCUGACGAUGGCCACGCCGGAGCAGCGCGCCGUAUGGGGCGUGCGGCAACGGUUCCGGCACGCCGCCGUCCGCCGCCCUGUGCUGCUGAGCUGCGGGCCACCGCUUAGUUGGGCCCGCUUGCUAGCCGGCGGCGUCGGAGUCUGCGAGCUGCCGGCAAGGAGGCGACGGGACGAGGUGCCCAAGGCCAUCGAGGCGCGUGUCAUCCAGGCCCCCCGUCGGAACAGUCCCCAGGCGGUGCCGCGCGGCGUUCGUACGCACGCGUGCGCUGCCCACUCCCGUCGGAGCGGUUGGCCAGGACGUCCAGUCCCGUCUGCGCGUGCCCCCAGGAUUCGAUGCCGAGAUAAGUUCCUCCUUCUCAUCUGCAUACCUCUGCGUGCAGAUCUGUGCAGAUGCGGCUUUGGAUUUGGUGACCUAGGCCGAGGAGCUCCCUUUGCAGCAGUCUUCUUGGGUCUGAACAGCACGGUCACAGGCAAUCUUCCUACAUUUGACAAGCAAUAUUCGUGGUUUCGAGAAGCAACAUCUCAUGAUGCAUAUAUAUGAAAGAAUAAAUGAGAAAUGAAGAGGAAUGCCUCAACAGCCCAGUACAGCCCACUAGCCGGCCAGCCCACCUCUUCUGCCGGCCCAACCCUUCCUCUCCCCUCCCCCGCGCGGCUCCCACGCGACCCCCCCACUCCCCCGGUUUGGCCCAGUCCAGACUCCAGAGGCCCGGCGGCUCCCUCAUUCCUCUCCCUCUCCCGACCACGGCGGGCGAACCCUAGAGGCGGCCGGCGAGGUGGCGUCUCGCGGUGAGGGCGCGAGCGCAGAGCCGAGCGGAGCGGAGCGGCGAGUGCGGCACGCCGGCGCGGGCCUGUGGUGUGGGGGCCGAGGGCGCAUCGGCCGGCGGCCUGCGGGCGGCGGCUGCGGCUCGGCGCGGAGCGUCGGACGGUCAGUCCAAAUCUCAUCUCUCCUCUUGUUUGCUUCACCAUUCAUGGGUUUGACUGUUCACCGAGCGUUCUAUUGGGCGUUUAUGGCCUAAACGCAACGCUGGGGUCCGAUUUGCGCUUAAUCGCGAUUAAAUGUAUGUUUAAAAAUGUUUUCUCGAACAUUGCCUUUCAUUGCUGGAUCCAUUUGCAUAUAUAGGUUCUCUCAGCUUGACGAAUGUAUUUGCUUUCCAGCAUGCUAAUAUAAUUUGUUGUCCCU
Molecule: messenger RNA, 1378 nt
Organism: Panicum virgatum (switchgrass)
Lineage: Eukaryota; Viridiplantae; Streptophyta; Magnoliopsida; Poales; Poaceae
Exons: 5
Coding region: 206-739 (177 amino acids)
Source: RefSeq, a predicted model, not a curated record